Messenger RNA from Diachasma alloeum, 615 nucleotides. RefSeq lists its product as uncharacterized. The record is from RefSeq and is a predicted model, not a curated record. Lineage: Eukaryota; Metazoa; Arthropoda; Insecta; Hymenoptera; Braconidae. The transcript has 2 exons. The coding region runs from base 1 to 615 and encodes 204 amino acids.
AUGGACAGGUUGCUAAGGAUUUCAGCUAGAGUCCUACGAGCCAUCAACAACAUGAGAAGGGAAUCAAUCCCUAGAGAACUAGAUCUACAACCAGAGGAGCUGGAAGAAACCAGAAUCUUCUGGAUCAACUUCACACAGAAUAAGCACUUUGGGUCAAUCAUCAAUCGGCUCAACAAUGGACAAGACACCAACAGCAAUCAUCCAAUGGCAAGGCUGAUUCCUUAUGUGGACGAGGAUCAAACACUACGUCUUGGCGGGCGGCUGAACAGAUCAGAUCUUCAGCCAGAAGCUAAGAAUCCAGCAAUGCUACCCAAACAAUCAAGGUUCACAUCACUGGUCAUCGAGGAAGCUCAUCUAAAAUCCCACAUCCUAAAGUGCGUCACCUGUGCUCGACAUCGUGCAAUCAGGGCACAACAGUUGAUGGAUCAGCUUCCUCCAAGCAGGAUCACACCAGUUCGAGCAUUUCUCCACACAGGAGUGGACUACGCUGGUCCCUUGAAAAUCAACAGAUGGAGAGGACCAGGAGCUAAGCAAUAUCAGGGCUACAUCGCAGUUUUCGGGUGUCUUGCCACGUCGACAAUUCAUCUGGAACUCAUCACGGAUCUCACAUUAUAG